Molecule: messenger RNA, 649 nt
Organism: Spea bombifrons (plains spadefoot toad)
Lineage: Eukaryota; Metazoa; Chordata; Amphibia; Anura; Pelobatidae
Gene: RIIAD1
Product: regulatory subunit of type II PKA R-subunit domain containing 1
Exons: 4
Coding region: 197-469 (90 amino acids)
Source: RefSeq, a predicted model, not a curated record
GGGUAACCCCCUCAGGUGACGUUUCCAUUGAUAACGUCACAGGCCAGGCUCCCGAACGAGAUCAGAGGCCUCCAAGGAAACAGUUACCAUGGAGACUGGCAGCUGGGCGAGUCCUUUGGUCAGGUGAUCCGUGUUCAUAGCAACAAAAGUUACAAGAUCCCUAACAACCAGCCCCUAGCAACCGAGCAGCGGCAGCAUGAACGAGCCCGACACCGGGGCCCUUGGGCCAGAACAGCAGCACCGGCUUCGGGACUGGGAGCUCCAGACGCGGCUCCGUAACGAGGGGUAUCUGAGGAGUCACCGCGAGGUGGAUCUGCUGCUGUCCGGAUUUCUGAGGGAGGUUCUGCUGAAACGACCAGAAAACAUCCGGGAGUUUGCAGCAGAGCACUUCACAAACCCAGAGGUGGCCCGCGGGGUCCGGGAAAAGAUGAGAUUGAGCAGCACAGCCGAGGGGCCGGCAUCCGGCUGAAUCCACGCUCCUGACCAGCACUGAAAGCCGUGGGACCCCGUUCGAGCCCGCCUGUCCGUACGUGCCACGAUCCCCCCACCGGCCAACCUUUAAAUCCUGCGGUCCUGUCUUCAAACCGUUUUAUUGUGAUGUUGAUAACCAAUAAAUGCAGCAUUUCCGCAGGUCCGGGUUACCGAAAAC